Penicillium taxi is the source of this 1395-nucleotide messenger RNA. RefSeq names its product argininosuccinate lyase ARG4. The transcript is spliced from 3 exons. Gene Ontology annotation, molecular function: argininosuccinate lyase activity. The record is from RefSeq and is a predicted model, not a curated record. Bases 1 to 1395 code for a protein of 464 amino acids. Lineage: Eukaryota; Fungi; Ascomycota; Eurotiomycetes; Eurotiales; Aspergillaceae. Gene Ontology annotation, cellular component: cytosol.
AUGAGCGCUCAAACAGGUGUUGCCGAAAACAUGCUCUGGGGAGGUCGAUUCACUGAGGGAAUUGACCCCCUCAUGAUGCAGUACAACAUGUCGCUGCCCUACGACCGCAUCUUCUGGAAGCAGGACAUUGCCGGAUCCAUUGCAUUCGCCCGUGCCAAUCUGAAGAAUGGCAUUCUCACCGAGCACGAGUUCGCCGAGAUCGAGCGUGGCUUCAAGCAGAUUGCCGAGGAAUGGCGCACCAACACCUUCGAAGCCAAGGAGAACGACGAGGAUAUCCACACCGCCAAUGAGCGCCGUCUCAGUGAAAUCAUCGGCAAAGAGGUCGGCGGUAAGCUGCACACCGGCCGCUCGCGAAACGAGCAAGUUGCUACAGAUAUGCGAUUGUGGCUGCGUGAUGAGCUCCGCUUGCUUGACAACCACCUCUGCAACCUAGUCAAGGUCUCCAUUGCCCGUGCUGAGAAGGAAAUCGACAUCCUUAUGCCCGGAUAUACCCACCUCCAGAAGGCCCAGCCCGUCCGCUGGUCCCACUGGGUGUUGUCGCACGCUACCGCCUUCGCCAGCGAACUGCAGCGUCUGCGUGAGGUUAUUCGCCGUGUAAACCGCAGCCCUCUCGGCUGUGGUGCUCUGGCUGGUAACCCAUUCCAGAUUGACCGCGAGGCCAUGGCCAAGGAGCUGGGCUUUGAUGACCUUCUCUACAACUCCAUGAACACUGUCGGAGACCGUGAUUUCGCCAUGGAGACUAUGCAGUGGGGCGCUUCAUUCAUGCUGAAGAUUUCCCGCUGGGCUGAGGACUUGAUCAUCUACAGCAGUGGAGAAUUCGGCUUCGUUCGCUUGUCCGAUGCUUACUCCACUGGCUCAUCGCUGAUGCCUCAGAAGAAGAACGCCGACAGCCUGGAGCUCCUCCGUGGCAAGUCCGGCCGUGCUUUCGGCCAAAUGGCCGGUCUGAUGUGCACAAUCAAGGGCCUGCCCACAACCUACAACAAAGAUCUCCAGGAGAGUAUCGAGCCCCUGCUCGACCACAUCAAGACCGUCAGCGACAGCAUCCAGAUCGCGACCGGUGUCCUGUCUACUCUGACCGUGAUCCCGGAGAAGAUGAUCGCCGCACUCGCACCUGAGAUGCUGGCCACCGAGUUCGCCGACUACCUAGUGCGCAAGGGUGUUCCCUUCCGCGAGGGCCACCACAUCUCAGGCCGCGUUGUUGCUCUUGCCGAGCAGAACAACGUCCCCAUGGACAAGCUCUCGCUAGCUCAGCUACAGGGUAUUGACUCGCGUUUCGGCGAGGAUGUCCAGGCUUGUCUGGACUACGAGCGUGCUGUUGAGCUGAAGGAUGCCAUUGGUGGUACCAGCAAGCGGGCUGUUCUAGAGCAGACUGCUGUGCUGAAGAAGUUGUUGUAG